This is a messenger RNA of Pichia kudriavzevii, 1305 nucleotides long. RefSeq lists its product as uncharacterized. The transcript has a single exon. Lineage: Eukaryota; Fungi; Ascomycota; Pichiomycetes; Pichiales; Pichiaceae. The record is from RefSeq and is a predicted model, not a curated record. Bases 1 to 1305 code for a protein of 434 amino acids. Gene Ontology annotation, molecular function: protein binding.
AUGUCUGCUUCUAAGGAUUUGAUUUUGGCAAAGAUUUACAAAUAUUUGAAUGAUCAAGGUUUGCAAAAAACUGCUGCUGCACUUGCAAAAGAUUCAAAGUUAGAUUUCUCAAAAGUUGAAUCUGGAAGCGUUCCGCUUGAAUCCUUUAUUGCCAAUGAAGAGUUGCUAAGCAAAGACAAAGUCGUGAUGACGGGGGACAGUUCUUCAGAGUCUUCAGAAUCUUCGGACUCUUCAGAUUCGUCAGAUUCGUCAGAUUCGUCAGAUUCGGAUUCUUCCUCUGAUAGCGAUAAUGAAGAUGUUGUGAUGAAAGAUGGUGAUAAGGAUGUUGAUGAGAAAGCCGAAUCUUCCUCACCUUCAUCUUCAUCUUCUUCUUCUUCAGAUUCGGACUCAUCUUCUUCUUCUUCUUCAGAUUCGGACUCAUCAUCUUCUUCUUCUUCAGAUUCGGACUCAUCUUCAGAUUCAGACUCAGAUUCAGAUUCAGAGUCUUCUUCGGACUCUGAUUCCGAUUCUUCGUCAUCAAGCGAGUCUGAAUACGAGAAAGAAGAAGACAAAAAAGAAAAACCUGUUGUUGAGGAGGAAAAAAUGACAAACGAUAAUGACUCUUCCUCUUCCUCUGGCAGUUCAUCAUCUUCAAGUGAUUCAGAUUCAGAUUCAGGUUCAUCUUCUAGUGAUUCAGAUUCAGAUUCAUCUUCUAGUGAUUCAGAAUCAGAUUCAGAUUCAGGUUCAGGUUCAGGUUCAGGUUCAGGUUCAUCUUCUAGUGAUUCAGCUUCAGAUUCAGAUUCAGAUUCAUCUUCUAGUGAUUCCGAUUCCGAUUCAUCUUCUAGUGAUUCAGACUCAGACUCAGACUCAUCCUCUAGCGAUUCUGACUCAGGUUCAGAUUCAGAUUCAUCAGCAAGCAGUUCUGACUCUGAUUCAGACUCUUCGGACACAGAAAACAAAAAAAGGAAGACUGAAUCAACUGAAGAACCGGAUGCCAAGAGAUCCAAAACUGAUUCAAAAGAGAGCACUACAUCUAGCUCCAGAACCCAGACACCUGAACUGAUCCCAGCAGGUGUAGAUGAAUUGCAGCCUGGUCAAAAGAAACAUUUUUCUAGGAUAGACAGAUCUAAGGUUGGUUUUGAAGCCGAAGAUUUGAUGGAUAACACUUAUAAGGGUGCUGCUGGUACUUGGGGUGAGAUUGCAAAUGAAAAGCUGGGUGCUGUUAGAGGCAAGGAUUUCACCAAAAAUAAGAAUAAAAUGAAGAGAGGAUCGUACAGAGGUGGUUCGAUCACUAUGGGUGUUGGUUCCUAUAAAUUCAAAGAAUAA